CUCCACGCGGCCUGACCGCUACACACAGCCACGGGAGUUCCCUCCUGGCUUCCCGCACACCCGCGGUCGCCACCGUACCUCCUCCCUUGACUGCGACGUGCUCCCUCCCUGGCCUGCCCCGCAGCCAACAUGCAUUUCGCGACGUGCCGCCGCUACCAGCAUUCUUAGUGAGUUACGGACUGUAUGCAGGCGCGCAUCAGGCGGAUUGCUGGCUUCCAACUGCGUGUUUCAUUCCGCUCCGCUGUUUCUUGCCUCCUUGCCCUGUGGCCGUGCGUCUUCAGUACCGUCGGACCAUCGCUCGGCGCCUGCGCACGAUCCGACGUAUCUGGGAUGACCAGCGUCCGUGGGGCGCCGAUCACGCGAAAUACAUUGGAGCUUCGCGGCCCUGCGCUCACCUCGCCCGCUGACCGACCGACGGCUACCAACCGCUCACGGUGUACGCCGUAGUAGGAUCAGAUUGGCCGUUCAUCGAUCAUCGACCGCCGAGAUAGUAGAAGGUGGAUGGAGGAGAGCCGCGCGUUCGAAGCAGACGACGAUCCCACAAGCGGCGACAGCACGGUAUGACACGCGUCGCGUAGUAGGCGAAGCGCAGGCUGGACGUAGUGCGCGUGUGCAGUACAGUGCCCGCCGUUUUGCCGUUCGCGUUUUGUUGUGCUACCGUCCUUCGGGAUCUAUCACUGUGCGCUCGCACGUCGGUUUGCUCGUACGUUCGCCUCGCCGUGGCCGCGUAACGACCGCCGAACGACAAUUGCGACGACGACGAUAACGCAAGGCCGCGUAGUUUCUAGCAGGAAGGUUCUAGAAAGAAGAAGCGGAAAACGCAGAACGGCCUAUUUGGGAACCGAUAAGUAGACCGCAAAUCUCGAUUAGAGGAAGACGGAAGCCGGAAAGAAGGGAAAAAGAGGACGGGAGUGGGAAAGCGGGCGAGAAAGGUGGCAAAGAGGGGCGGUUGGGUACGUUUCCGGAGGUGGAGACUUCCUGCCGCGCUCGCCGCCGUCGUGCCCCGUGCACGAGAUCCGUAACGAAGUCGCGCGCAUCGCGGGCGCAAUAGUUGGCGCGCUCGCGCUCCGCCGUGCUUUUUUCGCGGGCGCGCACGUGUGACGCAGCUGCGCUCUGGUCAGCCGCGUGGCCGGGUCGCGCGAACGGAUUCCGCGCGCGGAAUCUCUCGAGCGAGCACGGUAGGCUGGAGAGCCGCGCCGGUGGAUCUCCCGUAAUUGCUGGAUACAGUGUGUUGCGCGCGUGUGACGGAAGUCGGGGCCGCAGGUACCUUCAAUUUAUCCCGGGCGAUCAUUACGGGGAUAGGGACCGAAGGGACCGAGGGAGCGGACGAGAGAAGGUCUACGGAAGGAGGAAGGUUAGAUAACGGGAUCGCAAAAGAUAUCCGGAUAGCGACAUGAGGGGUUUGUUUUACGGUUAACGUAACAGGCGCUCCUCGGCCACGUGGAAUAACGAUAUAAUCGCCGUGGCUUUAUCCGACCGGAAUCGGCCAUCUGGAUCGGUUUCUUCAACGUCGCCGAGAGAUCACGAGCAGCGAUCGUUUCUCACCGUCGUGAGGAGGAAACCCAAGCGAGAUUCGCGCUUCUUACUGGUCGAUAAAAGUAAAAGCCCCAUGAGCACCAUGAAUAAGGACGAGGACCACGGAUCCGAGGCGGGCAACUCGAACGCGUCCUCGAAUUCGCAGCCCAAGAAGCGGAGGCAGCCGUGCUGCAUGCGAUGUGACAACCACGGGCUGGUCAUUGGACUCAAGCAGCACAAGAGAUACUGCAAAUAUCAGUUCUGCAAGUGCCCGGCAUGUCAGCUUACCGUCGAGCGACAGAGGGUGCAAGCGAGACAGACGGCUCUGAAGAGAGCCAUCGAGAUGGACAGGUCCAAGAAAAUUCUCCCUGUAGAGACGAAGCCAAUGCCGUUAGACAUGGACAUCUACUUGCUGAACUUGAGUAAAAAGCAGAGAACCGUGAAGAAAUAUAAGAGACCGGAGCCUCUCCCCGGGGACUCCCGAGAAAUGUCCGUCGUUCGACGAUCGGUCGUCUCAUUAAGACCGCAAUGCGAGGGCUAUCCUGUUUCCUCUGAUGACUCUCUCGGCGCGUUCGAGACUCGCCGCUCAGAUAACAUCGUGUUAAAUAAUGAAUGCCGCGCCGAGAGAGGCCGCUCGCUCGCGUUGAAAUCACUUAAACGCAAAUCACUCGAUGCGAAGAAAAACAGGUGUACGACUAAAAGAGACAUUAACGUUUUAGCGAGGUACUGUUUGGAGCAAUUGCGCCAUUUGUCCUACGUCCAGCCGUUUUCUCUCGCCCACACUCUCCUUAGAAUUAUCGACGACUUUGAUGAGUGCUCAAAACAAGACAUAAACGAAGCUAUGAGCCGCAUAUCUUACGUAAUCUCGGAAACGGUGAAGGAAUACUAUCUCCGGUACUACUACUACUACCCGAUACUGCCGCGCCCCCUAGAAACACCGACGUAUGAGGGGUUGUAUCCUAUUGAAAUAGGAAUACCGCAGAAUUCAUUCCAGCCAAUUACGAGGCCCCCCAACACGUUAAGUACGCCUCCGUGCCCUGACAACCCGCCAGCUGAGACUUCUCCGGCACCGUAUCACUGAUGGACGGACGCUGAAGAUCAAUGAGGCAGAUCGACGAGAGAAACGUGUCGAAUCCAAAGAGAAUCGCGGUCGCCUCCUCCGAAGGUGGCCGCCGAGGCGAGUGGUGGACCUGGCCAUUGAUCAUCGCCAACUCGUUCCCGGACAUCGUGAGACAUGCGGUCAGAGCUGUUACGUACCACGUGGACCGAAUCAAUCCCGAUCGAUCGAGAAUCGGACGAGUCCUUUGCCGUCCCUCCGUCUCUCCAUCUAUCUUGAAAAAAGCGUGUUCCGCGGGCAGACGGGAGCUCCCGUGGAAGAGGAGAUACCUCAUGCAGUCAUCCUCUUCAUGAAGAAUCCUGCACGCGCGCCAAGUCGUGAUUCUCCAAGAUCCAGCGGCGUAAACGGUCACGCGAGAUCGACGUCCACGGGGUGGUCACCAUCACUAUCAUCGUCAUCAUCAUCAUCAUUCUCAUCCUCGAGCUGUUCGUUUCCGAACGAUGUCCGAUUCCCUUCCUGAAGAAGGAACGCGCCGCUAGGAUCAUGCAUGAUUGUGUCGCGCGCGGAUUCUCGUUUCGGGCGAGAGCGAGUUGACGGGUCCUGAUGUUUCGCAUGGCGAGGCAGUUACCGCAAGCGCUCAAAUCAAGCAAGAUGCCGGUCCACGGAGGAGGAGAGAGGAAGAUCGUGACACGCCGCGCUCCCGAUCCCCAUCGAGAAGUCAUUCUCGUUUGGCGAGUCCGUCUCGCGCAUGUCCACCUCGCACAUGUACGCCCAUUUUAAAUUUGGAGCGAGAGAAGAAUGCAACGGCGAGAUAAGGCGGACGAGCGAGCGAGCAAGCGACGUGCGUCAAGCGGAUCGCCGAGAAAUUUAUCCAAUCGUGAACGACGGUUUGCUUCGCGGCAUGCGUCGCGCAUACAUCGCCGUGCAGCGCGCCGAUCUCGCGUGCUCCGGGAAACCGGAAAUCGGCAAGAAGCUUUGGACUUAAUCAACGGAUCUUGUGGUGAUCUUGACGCUUUCUACUUUAUUCAUGUACCGCAUACACGUACCGGCUAUCGCAAGCGCCGUUUUCUCGGACACUGUGGCGUUCGUUAAACGUUGCUGAGAGAUGCGAAACGUGCAGCAAACGGUAAGAUAUUCACGAUCCUUAUCCUUUAAAUCAAGAAGAUUCAAAGUGUCGUUGGUGGAUCUUCACGAUACCUUAUUCCUCUCAGAGAGGCGAGAUGUAAUAUUCCCUUCUCAGCAUCUCUGCUUUUAUCUAAUUUUUCUUUUUUUUGUGCGGUGUGAAUUAUCAGUUCUUGCACGCGCUCUUGAUAAUAAAAACUUUUCAUAUUUCGCGAGCGCAUCUGCGCGCGUAAUCGCGAAAUAGGUGGACAUGUCAGUCGCGCAACGCGGCAAUAAAACAACCGUUGAAAAACUGGUCAUUCCAGCUCGCGGCAAAUUAAUUUACAAAAUAAGAGCACCGAAAAACUGUCUCCCCUAUGCGCAAGCUCAUUCUCUUCGGAUUGAUCUUUUUUUCUCUCUUUCUCUUGAUAAUCUUCCCUUUUGCCCGGCGGGGAACACGUUCCGAGUAACAAUUUGAUACAUUGCCCGAUCGGAUAUUACCAUAGACCUUUAACGACUCCUCUCCCCGUAAAUGAAUUUGCGUUUCAAUAAUGAGCGCGCUGCUGCAUCGUGCUGCGUCGAAUUUAUCGUCAGCGCCUUUGCGCAAUUUGGGGACGCCGGGGAAUUAAUUUGCAUAUCAACCGCGCUUUUAUGGACACACGAUCGCGCACGAAGAUUUAUUUUACGGCCGGGCCGCUCCUUUUUCGAUUUCGGUGCGCGUAUAGCUUGAUCUCACGAUAUUAUUUCCCAUCACUGGUGCUUUAAAUACGCCGGAGAUUUAGUUACAAUUAAUCCGACAGUCCAGAACGAGUGUGUCAUUAUUUUAUUGUCCCGUCCAACCCUUCCUUCGUCACGCCGCGGAGUUUUUCGGUCGUUCGGUUCUUGACGGUCUUUCUCGCGCGCGCUCGCAAGAACGCCGUUCCGCUUCCGGCCUUGCGAGUGCCUGAAUAGCGAGAGGAGAGUUCUCACGGGUACCUCAGUCGAUUUUUUAAUUGGACCGUCGCAGGACCCUCCGGAAGGUACGCCAAAGCGGAUCCUUUUGUUGCUCACGUGAGCAAGAAGGUCGGCUCGCGUCAGAUGUCCGCACGAAGACAACGUGCAACGCGCGCGAUCGAGAUCGUGGCAGACCGAGAUGCCGAUAUCCUAUAAUUUUCGGCAUCCUGGUGUUUAUUACCGUAACCCGCAAUUUCAGCUUAAGAUAGUUCGCCCCAGCGUUGUUGCUGCGCGUACGGUUAGCGGAAUUAACGUACGCUCGAGGAGUGCGCUACCGUUUUAACGAGUUCUCGUUUUGAGAGAGGAGAACGGAUCCGGCGAGGAGGAACGCGAAACGGACGAGCGGAUUGAUGCGCGCGACGGGAAUCUCUCGGGAAUUCCUCAUUUGCGGAGCGCGAAUGCGCGGAUUCCGCUUGUUCCGCGCGAACUGGGCGCGGAGUCCGUUGCGCGAUCUAACGUUUGCCGUGGCGUGCCUGUAAAAUCCAAAAUUGCCGAGUAUUAACACAGUGAAUACCGUAAACAGCGCACACUGUACGCGUGUACGCUCGCGUGCGUUACGCUCGCGUGUGGAACAUGUGUCCGUCCGUCGUGGCCGGCGCACUCGCGUGCAUCCGCAUGCACAUACGCGGCUCUCGCCUCAUGCAUGAGUGCAUGUAUAAGCACGCAUACACGGCGAACGGGAACGUUUCUUCUUUCCAUUUUGCAAAACCUCUUGUCACGAUACGUCGAAUUAUUUAGCCUGCCACGGAUUCGCCGCCAGCGGGCGGAGAAGACAUUGUCUUGAAGAGUUUCACAGAGCGUCCAGCUUGUAGAUUUAUUUUUAAUUUGUCAAGUUUCAACAAUCCUGGCCUUUACAAAGGUUGAAACAUCGUGGAUUCUCUGUUUCAAUUUAUAUAUAAUUUCAAGGAAAACGCUGCGUCUUUGCAAUGCGUGCACUGUUAGAAGUCACUGUGUGAAUAUCACACACUUCAUCGCGCGUGAUGUGUGAUCAUGAUAAUAGUACCAUCAUGAUGGUACUAUUUUUAGUUUAAAAAUAUUUUAUAAUCUGUCAAGUUUCAACUGAUCAUCCUAAUCUUUAUACGAAAGCUUGAAAGGAUCAUGGAUUCUCUGUAUGGAUAAUUUAAAAAAAAACGCUGCAUCUUCAUCUUGGUACCGCUUUCGGUUUAUAAAUUUUUACUCAAGGUUUGAGAAAAAGAGUUUUAAGUUUACGUUAAGUUUAAGUUUAAUUAGCGAUUUAAGCACAUUCAGCCGUACCUGGGCUGCGACAAGACACUGCACGUCUCGUGUCUCGAGCAUCGACGUCCGCACGUCUCGCCGUUAAGGGGCACAUCCCUUGCACUCGGCGGCUGUUGAUACACUUUUCUAAGGUACACGAUUAAUAGAGAUUCGACAAUUUCACGAGCGUUUAGGUGCUACGCGAGGUGCUUGUAACAAGUUCGCUCGAUCUUGCGGAUUUUACGUACUAUCGCCAUAUUUUUUUAAGGGAUAUCGCUUAAUCAUAACGUAAUCUAUAUCCUAUAAAUGUAUUCGCUAAAGGAAAAAAAGACACACUUAACACAGCUACACCCACACACACACAUACACGCAUACACACACACGUCCUUUCACGUAGAUAGGAAUACUCUUCCGCCGCGCGAAUAAAUGAUUCGCGCGCAAUGCGAGUCUAAGCGGGGGUGGCGAGGUAUCAGUCUCUUGGUGUCACCGAUAACAAUUAAUUCGGCCCCACUUUGUCGAUACCUUAAAAUAUUUGCCGGCGGAGGGCACGUCGAGAGACGCGCCAUUCGUCAGUAACUUCCCCAGCUCUCUAAAGGCAAGAAUAGUCGUUAAUGGUUGUUCCUUCUUUCUCUUGCUGUCGCGCGUGUUUCGCGCGGCUCAGACGAAAGAUGUGCUUGAUGUUUUUUGACACACGUAUAUAUUCUAGUAUCUAAUCUAUCUAUGCGCGGAAUUCUACUGUACUGUGCGGGGACGAGCUCGUAGGGCUCCGUCUUAUUUCAUUGUGCGACGUGCUUUCUGCGGGGCGAUCGAGGAGUGACCUCGUCGCCGAUCGCGAAGACGUUCCUCUUCGUUAAGCGUUAUUCUGUUCACUUGAUAAGUUUUCGUGCGUUUCUCAGCGAAAGCGCCCAGGCAGCCGGUAUCCUUCUCGUCAAGCUAGAUCGGCUUGACUCGAGCGAGCGGCUUUAGGGGUAAGGGCGGCUGUGAGGGUGCUUCCGCGCGAGUAACGGCAGUUUUUCUUUUUAGGACGCUCAGGAUCUAGUGAUAAAAGGGUACAUGUCGCUUUAUCUCAGUUUUGAGUUACUUAGGGAGCUAGACGAAGUACACUGGUGCACUCGCAUCUCCGCGUCGAUCCGCGCGCGAGAUCGCGCGGGGUGUCGCGCCACCAUUUCUCACAUCGGACUAGCGAGGUGCGAGAUUCUUGCGCUUUGAAUAGAUGUAUGAUUCUUGUUUAAAAAAGGUUACGAAAGGCUCGCAACCGGUGACGCGACUCGAGUUUCAGCGGAGAGGAUCUUGGUUGUCUGCUUAGCGCGAUCCAUCCACUUGUUUUUUAUCGGAGAUUUGGUUGUGUAGUUAUUUAUUCGAUAACACAUAGAGAGAGACAGACAUAUUGUGUGUCAAGAGCAAUCGCGAUCGGUAAUAGGUAGAUAGUCAUCACCGGGAUGUGACAGGGAGAUGACGGUGACAAUGUGACGAAGGCAGAAGGACAGCCUCGCGCGCAGAGGAAGCGACGCUAUGGAGCGUAUUGUCGUCCACGGAUUCAGUGUACUUGGCAUAUUUUUAAGUGUUAUGCUAUGACAUAUAAAUAAAACAGUACUGCUAAUCCA
Ooceraea biroi (clonal raider ant) is the source of this 7485-nucleotide messenger RNA. RefSeq names its product transcription factor doublesex (gene dsx). NCBI's taxonomy places the organism in Eukaryota, Metazoa, Arthropoda, Insecta, Hymenoptera, Formicidae. Gene Ontology annotation, biological process: regulation of transcription by RNA polymerase II; sex differentiation. Gene Ontology annotation, molecular function: DNA-binding transcription factor activity, RNA polymerase II-specific; RNA polymerase II cis-regulatory region sequence-specific DNA binding. Gene Ontology annotation, cellular component: nucleus. The record is from RefSeq and is a predicted model, not a curated record.